Messenger RNA from Ficedula albicollis (Collared flycatcher), 1929 nucleotides. RefSeq names its product coronin 2B (gene CORO2B). NCBI's taxonomy places the organism in Eukaryota, Metazoa, Chordata, Aves, Passeriformes, Muscicapidae. Gene Ontology annotation, biological process: actin filament organization. The record is from RefSeq and is a predicted model, not a curated record. Gene Ontology annotation, molecular function: actin filament binding. The transcript is spliced from 14 exons. The coding region runs from base 328 to 1803 and encodes 491 amino acids.
GGCGCGGGCCCCCCCGCGGGCCGGGCCGCUCCCCCCGGGGGCGGUGCGGGGCUGACAUCACAUCACAUCGCGGCCCCGGAGCGCCGAGCCCCGGCCGAGCUGCGGGCAGCGCUGGGCGCGGGCAGCGGGCACACCCCACCCUCCUCCUCUUCCUCCUCCUCCUCCUCCUCCGUCUCCUUCUCCUCCUUCCCCGUCUGCUGCGCUUCUCCUCGCUGGCCGCCAGCCGCAUGAGUGUCCCCAAGGCUCCUGGAGCAGCCCUGAUUCCCUGAGCUCCGUGUCCAUCCCGGAGGCGCCCGACCAGUCCAGGACCGAGCAGGGCAGAGCUCCAUGAGGGACCUGCACAAGUCUGAGGUGCUGGGGAGCAAGCGCGGCCUGAUGUCAUGGCGGCCGCAGUACCGCAGCUCCAAGUUCCGGAAUGUUUACGGGAAGGCGGCGAGCCGGGAGCACUGCUUCGACGGGAUUCCCAUCACCAAGAACGUCCACGACAACCAUUUCUGCGCCGUCAACGCGCGCUACCUGGCCAUCGUCACCGAGAGCGCCGGCGGCGGCUCCUUCCUCGUCAUCCCGCUGGAGCAGACCGGCCGGAUCGAGCCGAACUAUCCCAAAAUUUGUGGUCACCAGGGAAACGUGCUGGACAUCAAGUGGAACCCCUUCAUUGAGAACAUCAUCGCCUCCUGCUCCGAGGACACCUCGGUGCGGAUCUGGGAGAUUCCGGAGGGCGGGCUGAAGCGGAACAUGACGGAGGCGGUGCUGGAGCUGUACGGACACAGCCGGCGCGUCGGGCUCGUGGAGUGGCACCCGACCACCAACAACAUCCUCCUCAGCGCCGGCUACGACUACAAGGUGAUGAUCUGGAACCUGGACAUCGGCGAGCCGGUGAAGAUGAUCGACUGCCACACGGACGUGAUCCUCUGCAUGUCCUUCAACACGGACGGCAGCCUCCUGGCCACCACCUGCAAGGACAAGAGGCUGCGCGUGGUGGAGCCGCGCUCCGGGAGGGUCCUGCAGGAGGCCAGCUGCAAGAACCACCGCGUCAACCGUGUGGUUUUCCUGGGAAGCACCAAACGGCUCCUGACCACAGGAGUGUCCCGCUGGAACACCCGGCAGAUCGCUCUCUGGGACCAGGAAGAUUUAUCCAUGCCCCUGAUCGAGGAGGAGAUCGAUGGGCUCUCGGGGCUCCUCUUCCCGUUCUACGACGCCGACACCCACAUGCUGUACCUGGCUGGGAAGGGUGACGGCAACAUCCGGUAUUACGAGAUCGGCUCGGAAAAGCCCUACCUGAGUUAUCUCAUGGAAUUCCGCUCCCCGGCUCCGCAGAAAGGGCUGGGGGUGAUGCCGAAGCACGGCCUGGACGUCUCCGCCUGCGAAGUUUUCCGGUUCUACAAACUCAUCACCCUCAAGGGGCUCAUCGAGCCCAUCUCCAUGAUCGUCCCGAGGCGGUCGGAGACGUACCAGGAGGACAUUUAUCCCAUGACUCCGGGCACGGAGCCGGCUCUGACCCCGGACGAGUGGCUCAGCGGGGUCAACAGAGAUCCCAUCCUGAUGUCGCUGAAGGAGGGAUACAAGAGGAAUGCCAAGAUUGUCUUCAAGGCGCCGGUGAGGGAGAAGAAGAGUGUGGUGGUCAACGGGAUCGACCUCCUGGAGAACGUCCCACCCCGCACGGAGAACGAGCUGCUCCGGGUGUUCUUCCGGCAGCAGGACGAGAUCCGGCGGCUGAAGGACGAGCUCUCGCAGAAGGACAUUCAGGUCCGGCAGCUGCAGCUGGAAUUAAAGAACCUCCGGAACAGCCCCAAGAACAAUUGACUCCAGGGACGUUUUCUAAAGAAAUUCCUUUGUUUCUACUCCCGAAUUCCUUGGACCCACUCACCCAGAACGCAAUUCCGGGAUCCGCGGCUGCCGAGAGCCUGGAAUCACAUCCUGCGCGUCUUG